Molecule: messenger RNA, 1125 nt
Organism: Miscanthus lutarioriparius
Lineage: Eukaryota; Viridiplantae; Streptophyta; Magnoliopsida; Poales; Poaceae
Source: the annotation of a GenBank genome assembly
AUGAAGGUCCUCGCCGCCGCCUGCUUCGUUCUCCUCUUUCUCAAUGUCGCGGAGUCGCGAGCAGUGGCCGGCAGCGGCGGUAACGUUACGUCGUCCAAGCGCCACCACGAGCAUGGUCACCACGGCGGCGAGCGGCCGACGCACAAGCACAUGCUGUUCGUGUUCGGCGACGAGUUCGCGGACGCGGGCAACCUGGCGACGGAAGCGAACCUCGGCGGCUACUCCAAGACGUGGCGCUACCCGUUCGGCAUGUCGGACGCGGCGCACGGGCGGAAGCCCACGGGCCGGUUCUCCGACGGGCUGGUGCAGUCGGACUACAUGGCCAAGAUCAUGGGCAAACGCGAGUCCCCGCCCGCCUACAACGGCGACGGCUGGGACGGCGAAGUCGUCGACCCUUCCGGCAUCAACUUCGCCGUCGGCGGCGCCGGCGUCCUGCAGGCGCCCCCGGGGGCCGCGCCCGCGGGCGCCCGCGUGGCCACGCUCCACGCGCAGGUCAGGCAGCUCCGCGACCUCGUCAGCGACGGCCUUCUGCAGGACAAGGACUUCGACGAAUCGGUGGCGCUCGUCGCCUUCUCCGGCAAUGACUACGCACAAGUCGAUGCCGACGGCUUCGACGCGUUGAUUCCGACGGUGGUGGACGAGGAGGCGAGCGUGGUGUCGCAGCUGCAGGACAUGGGGGUGACCAAGGUGGUGGUGAGCACGCUGCCGCCGUUCGGGUGCUCGCCGUGGCUGGCGAGGGAUUCCAACUACACCUCGUGCCUCGACGGCUCCAACGACGGGCCCGCCAAGCACAACGCGGCGCUGCGGGACCGGCUGGACGGCGACGACGACGUGAUGGUGCUGGACGUGUACACGGUCAUGAUGGACAUGGUGGCGCCGCCGGCGGAAGGGUCGGAGCUGUCGGCGCGGUUCAAGGAGCGGCUGCAGCCCUGCUGCGAGAGCUACGACGAGGACGGCGCAUACUGCGGCGACCCCGACGGCCGGUACUGGCUCUGCGACCGGCCGGAGGACUACUUCUACUGGGACUUCGUCAACCCGACGCAGGCCGGGUGGAGGGCCGUCAUGCAGAUGCUCCAGGGACCCAUCAUGGCCUUCCUUGGCAUCUCACAGCUCAACCACUUUUGA